AUGUGGAAACAACUAACUAUAGCUCUGGCAGCAAGUACUUCAGUUAUUACUGCCGAAAAAUUUAAUGUUGUCUUAUCAACUGAAGAUGUCGGAGGUGACUCGACUAGUGCUUCAAACAAUAAACCGAUCACCGUUCACCUUGACAGAAACAAUAUGUCUCCAGAACUUAUUCAAAAGCUUGAACAAUCAUCCAACAUUGUGUUUGCUGGUUUAGAUGAAUUACCAGAGUUCGUUAAUCAAAAAGAUUACUCCGCAAUUGUCAAGAAGAUCUACGAAAGUGGUAAGAACGUUUCACCAAAGAAAGAUUAUGAAGAUGAGGAUAGUGAUAGCGAAUACGAUUCAAGUGAAAGUGAUGAUGAAUCUGAAAGUGACGAUGAAGAUAAGGAACACCUAUCAAAGAAACAGAAAUUAAAGAAGAAACUAGGUAUGGGCAAAAAAAAGAAAAACACCAAGAAUAAGAAUACAAACAACAAUAGUGAGACUACUGAUAUCAAGAAGGUCAAAACAAAUCAGGGGUGUAAGCAUUUGACAAAGGAUAAAACUUCCGAUAAUAAUGAUGAAUGCAUUUCUACUGAUGAAGAUGAUGACUAUGAGUACAUCCCUACUCCUUUUGGAAAGCAUUGGUCAGGUGAUGAUGAUGGAGAUGACGACUACGACUACGAUCAUGAUUACAAUGAUGACAAAGAAAAAGAAAACCACGAAAAAGAUGAACACAAAAACCAUGAUGAUAAUGAAAAGGAAGAAGAACACGAAGACCAUGAACAUGAAGAGGAUAAUGAGACAGAUGAUGAAGAUAAGGAUGAUGAUCAUAUUUGUUCAAAGAAACCAAAGGGUAAAAAAUGUAAGAAUAAAACAAAAACAUCACACUCCUUAGAACCUACAAGUGCACCCAGUGUCAUUUAUGAAUCUUCCCUUUCUCCUAUCAAACCCGUCAAUAGUCAUUUAAGUGCCUUAUCGGAAUCGACUACUGUCCUAACUUCAAUCCCCACCAGUACUAUCUUUACCACUGCUCCACCUGUGAUUUCAUCCUCUACAUCGAUGAUUUCAGCUGUUUCGGUUUCUUCUAAAGUCAAGGCCAAGAAGAAGAUAUCAUCUAAAGUCUCAAAAUCGAACCAAACAAGAACUGUUGUCUUAUCAUCCAAGUCAACUCAAACCCCAAGCAUAGCUGUACUUCCAAAAAAGGUUAAUGUUACCAAAUCUAAUAUGAAUGGAACUAUUGGAGAAUUUGAAGCUAAGGCUAACCAUUUAGGUGGUCGCAGUGUUCCAGCAAUUGCCCUAUCUUUAUCUGCUAUUUAUGUUCUUGUUUCAUUCUAA
Molecule: messenger RNA, 1314 nt
Organism: Maudiozyma barnettii
Lineage: Eukaryota; Fungi; Ascomycota; Saccharomycetes; Saccharomycetales; Saccharomycetaceae
Gene: SPO19
Product: Spo19p
Exons: 1
Coding region: 1-1314 (437 amino acids)
Source: RefSeq, a predicted model, not a curated record